Miscanthus lutarioriparius is the source of this 882-nucleotide messenger RNA. NCBI's taxonomy places the organism in Eukaryota, Viridiplantae, Streptophyta, Magnoliopsida, Poales, Poaceae. The record is from the annotation of a GenBank genome assembly.
AUGCGGAUGAGCUGCAACGGGUGCCGCGUGCUUCGGAAGGGGUGCAGCGACAACUGCGCCAUCCGGCCGUGCUUGCAGUGGAUCCGCAGCCCCGACGCGCAGGGCAACGCCACCGUCUUCCUCGCCAAGUUCUACGGCCGCGCAGGCCUCAUCAACCUCAUCACCGCCGGCCCCGAACACGUCCGACCUGCAAUAUUCCGCUCUCUGCUGUACGAGGCUUGCGGCCGCCUGCUCAACCCGGUGUACGGCUCGGUCGGCUUGCUCUGGUCCGGGAACUGGCAGCUUUGCCAGGCCGCCGUCGAGUCCGUCCUCCGCGGCAUGCCCAUCGCGCAGCCCCCGCCCGCCGCCACGGCUGUCCCGCCUCUCCGGUCAUGCGACAUCCGCCACGUCGCCAGGAGGGAAGCAGACCGCGGCGCCGGCGCCGCGGAUGCCGGCCUCCACCGGAUGGCCAACAGCUCGCGGUCGCAAUUCAAGCGAUCUGGCGCCCACAGAUCCGCAGACUCCGGCGGCAUCGAGCUCGUCUUCUCCCAGCCGUCGGCCUCGUCCAUGCUGGUCGACAUCCGACAGGCGCAGCCACUGAACUGGGCGCCACGCCAGCCAAGCCACGAGUACUCUGCGAGCCAUGACAACGACGGCGCCGUGCGGGAGAGCGACAGCAACGCCUCGGUGGACACCGCGGAUGUCUCUCAUGUCAGUCAGUCCGAACCGGAGCCACCAAGAGAGAGCGAUGAGCGUGCGGCGGAUGGCCUAGACCUCACACUAGGUCUGCCACCGACGGUGCACAAGGUCGUCGAGCCGUCGGACGUUGACGACGACCAGCCUUGUCACAGAGGCGAACCGAUGAAGCUCGGCUUGGCCAUGGCACAUUCUAGAGCUAGAUGA